Myripristis murdjan (pinecone soldierfish) is the source of this 1816-nucleotide messenger RNA. Its product is annotated as THAP domain-containing protein 6-like. Bases 76 to 639 code for a protein of 187 amino acids. The record is from RefSeq and is a predicted model, not a curated record. The transcript is spliced from 6 exons. NCBI's taxonomy places the organism in Eukaryota, Metazoa, Chordata, Actinopteri, Holocentriformes, Holocentridae.
CCGGCGGCCAUCUUACCACAGGCACGCUCUCUGGCGGAGUGUGUGUACCUGAGGGAAGGAAAUUGCUGAGUGAAGAUGCCAGACUUUUGUGCAGCCUACGGAUGCUCUAACCGCCGGUGUGUUGAAACCAGAGCCCGCGGGAUCACCUUUCACCUGUUUCCCAAAACCGGAGAGAGGAGGAGGAAGUGGGAACGUGCCCUAAGAAGGAAGGGUUUUGCUGCCACUGGCAGGACUCUGCUCUGCAGCGAGCACUUCAGGGGCGAGGACUUCGACAGGACGGGGCAGACCGUCCGGCUUAAAGAUGGUGUGGUGCCGUCCAUAUUCAACUUUCCGGCUCGUCUUCAAAGGUCAGUAGCAACAAGAACCACAGCCACUUCAAGAAGAACAGAAGCCAACGUGCCAGCGAGCUCGUCCCAGGAUGCACCUCAACCUGAUGCUCAGGGGGCCACUGCACAGAGGGCUUUGAGCGGCACGCGGCAGCCCACUGACCACCUGUAUGCACUGCCUGCUUGCCCCAAGGCCAUAAAGGCCAAACUGGAAGAAGCGUCGGCGAGAGUGAGGAAGCUGCAGCGGGAGAAGAAUAAUGCCUUGAGGAGAGAAAGGAGGGCCAAGAACAACAUGCAGGCUCAGGCCAUGUGACGGCACAGGACGACACAGAGUCCUGACCAGCUGUCAUCCACACCUCUGCAAGCCUGUCAGCUGGAGAUGUGUCCUCUGCAGCAGGAGGACAUCCUCCAUCCCCGUUUGCUGACCUUCCUGCCCUAGUACAUGACCACGGCUACCUCCCCGUCCGCUUUGAUGCUCUUGUGGACAUUUCAGGAUUUGUUGUGCGACGGGCACUGAAGCAGCUGUCCUGUGAUGCCAGCCUGGUGACGGACGCUGCAUCUGCCAUUAAACACCGGAGCUACCACCUGCUGCGUCUGAAAAACAGCGGAGGUCUGGUGGGUCCAUCAGACGGCACGGUGAGGGAUGUCAGGGCAGCGGAGCGGCUCGUUCACCAGGCGUCAAGUUUCAGACCAUCACGGCCCAUCACACUGCCAGAGGUGGUGUACGGCGUGCGGAAGAGGAUCGGGUCAGAGGAUGUGUUCGGCGACACGCAGCAUGGCAUAGACAGCCACCGCCAUACGCUAUUAAUGUUAGUCAUGUCUGUGUUUUUUGCGCUGAGGCUGCACCACAUCGCAGAAUGGACAACACUUAGUUUACAGAGCAACAACAAGCGACAGAAGCAAUAAACCAGUCCUUUUCAAAGGGCAUCAGCCCAGUGUUACCACCCUCUCUCUCUCUCUCUCUCUCUCUCUCUCUCUCUCUCUCUCUCUCUCUCUCAUUUUUAUUAUACCCUAUACAUUACACAAUAUUACAUAUAACAUAAUACAGUUACAAUCACCUUAAUACAGUUCCAUGUGUUUUCAUGUGUUGAUUCCAUAAUAUUUGCUUGGGUUUGAAUGGAUUAGUAUUUUGAUAAAGACCUAAGCUUCUGUUUUUGCCCAGGCUGCAGUGCUGCUCUGUCUCUCGCUCUGUUUGCCAAACACACAGGCUGCCAGGUCUCUCUAUCUAUCUAUAUCUAUAUCUAUCUAUCUAUAUAUAGAUAUAGAUAUAUAUAGAUAUAUAUGCCUGCCUAGUGUGUGCACGAGGCUGCUUCUCUCCCCUCAGCGUUGUUUGUGUUUUGUUUUACAGGACUGAUCUUGUGGUUCCCUUCCACUUCCUGAUUUACACAACACUCCCGUUACUUUACAUUCUUCUUUAGUUAUUGUUAAUCCUUAUCAUGUAAUAAAUAUUAUUUAUUAUUAUUGAUUUCACUAUGUUUUUGGGUCAUUUC